Neolamprologus brichardi is the source of this 3027-nucleotide messenger RNA. The record is from RefSeq and is a predicted model, not a curated record. Lineage: Eukaryota; Metazoa; Chordata; Actinopteri; Cichliformes; Cichlidae.
CGCUGUUACGGCAAACUGGCUGUGAGCCGCCUCACACAGGAGACGCACUUCAGCGGUGAGAGGUGCUAGUGUUUACCUGCUAGCUGUGCUGCAAUGGUGUGAACGACCUCCAGUAGUUUCUUAGUCCUACUCGAGCAGUGAAAGAGCAAAGAUAGCGCAGGCAGCCAGCGGCUAACAGCCAUGUCCGACCGCCUGGCCUUCCAGACCCAGCUGGCCUCCAUCAUGGAGGUCCUAGCUAACGCAGCGGUGGCGGAAAUCUGCAAGCUGGUGGACGACGACUACGCGGUGGUGAGGUUGCAGAUGUCUCAGUGCCAGAGAGAGAACAAGGCCCUGAAGAGGAAACUACACCUGCUGGAGCUGAAGAUGGCCCGGGGAAAUGCCGAGAGGAGGCUCCGGGAGAGUGCCCUGAACAGCAGCCGGCCGAGGGUGCAGAUAAACGGCAGCGACAGGCUCCGAGAGCCCUCCACCCCCGCCGGUGACGUGUUUGACCAGCAGAGGGAGGUGCUCCUGUGGCCCAGCGGAGACGCAGCCGGUGAACUGAUCCUGUCUGAGAGCGUGCACAGUAAGUCUCCAGAUGUGGAGUUGGUGGAGCCGGAGGCAGUGCUGGUGAAAGAGGAGAAGGUGCCGGCAGCCACGCCUCGAGACGAAGAGGCGGAGCAAAGUGCGUCACUUAUAGGAGACGAUGGGCUGAUGGAGUGUGUCCCUCGUGGAGCUGAAGCUCAGAUGCCCGGCCCCGAGGACCAGGACGCCCAGUCUACUCGAUCCCAGUCGCAGAGCCAGGCGUGCAGGGCGAAGCUUCCCGGCAGAGGAGUGGAGAAGGAUGAGGAGCCAGAUGUGGUGCUGGUGAAGGUGGAGGAGGUGGAGCCGAUGACGCGACCUCGGAACCGGCCGUGCCUCAGCAUACAGGAGGGGUUGGUGGAGUCCAGUACAGACGACUACAGAGGAGUGCUGUCCUUUGAUGAAACCACACAGAUGUCCACCAAUCGGCUGGCCGACCUGCAGGACUCUGGGCGGGGCUUCUCAGAGGUUGCAGCACCUCAAAUGACCCCUGCAGAAUCAGAAGAUAUCAGCAGCAUUGCGGCGGUGCAGCUGAGGGUCCCAGACACCAACAUGCCAGCCAACCCAACCAAGCAGCAGCAGCAGCAGCGAUGCAGCAACAACCCCACGAGCUGUGACUACUCUCUCUUUGAACUGGAGACCUUCUUCACCCGCUGGGCCCCUGAUAGUGACCCUGUGUCAGCUCCUGGUGGCUCUUCAUGUGCAUUUGUUCCUAACAAGUCAACUGAACGUGACCAGGAUAGAGUUGUUAUCGUAGACACUCGUCGACAGCCUUGGCAAGUGCUCGAUCCACCACAGACCUCGACGUCCUCGACGUCCUCGAGCGGAGGGCAGAGUUUCUCCUCUGCAGGCCGUCCGUCUGCAUCACAGGGGACUUCUGCACCCACGUCUUUGAGGAUGCAGGAUCCAGGAUCUUCCCAGCCUUCCUGGAGGAGAACAUCAGCACAGGCUCAAGUGCUGCAGCUUCAAAAUGGCAGCACUUACUCUCAACAGGAAAGCGCCGUUCCUCCCUCACGAAUCACACCGUCCUCCAGCACAGGUGCUGUCAGUAAAACAGGUAAAACCAGGACAGCUGGGGCUCCACAGUCCUCUCUAUCAGUCCGGGGAGCCAUGGCACCGCUGGCCAGCACUGAGGUGGCCAUCGCCCCCCAGCAUCGGACAACUCUCCUCACUAACCUUAAUAGAAAUCGUGCCGCAUGCACGUUGCCCACAGAGCGCCGCAGGAAGAGUUACGUAUGUGGAGCCUGCGGGAAAGCUUUCUCUGGCCUGUCCAAUCUAGAGGUGCACAAGAGAGUGCACACAGGCGAGAAGCCUUUCCGCUGUGACACGUGUGGGAGGCACUUCUCCGAGGCUGGAAACCUGAAAAAACACCAAAGGGUUCACACGGGGGAGAAACCCUUCAGCUGCAACCAGUGUGGGAAGAGGUUUGCUUGGAUCUGCAACUUGAGGACGCACCAGCAGUCUGCCGCAGGCUGCGGAGCACAAGCCGGGCUGUAGCUGCUGAUGCUGUUAUUAUUUGCUGGAUUCAAAGGGUAUAGUUAUAGUUGACCCAGUUUAGCUCUUUCUCUGUGUUCCUGUGGACGUUUUGAAACUUUUCCUUCGUCUCCUGGUCCUCAGAGAGCCUCUCCAUGGAUGCACGGCACAACCUAAAGAGAGUGCCAGCUCUCCAGCACGUAUACACUUAAAGAAAAGAAGAGAAACUGAAAGAGCUUCACUGAACAGAGGGGGUGGCUCACGACAACAGCUAUCAGUGGCCUAAAAUGCAGGGAUUUAACCCCCAGUCAUACCCUGGCUCCUGUGACUGUAAUAAUGCUUGGCUCAUGACCAUUAAUGACCCACAUGAUUACAGUAAAAGGCUCUCAGGACCACCGCUGAGGUGACAACCUUGCUAAUGGUUAAACAUGUCUGUUUUACAUCAUCUUUACCAACCAAAGAAUUCCACGUUCCAAGCCUGCGGGACAUUUGACUGAAUAUUGUGUUUUUGAGCCUGUAUAGAAACAUGUGACCCUGUGAGUGUUACAGGAAAUCCACACUAAACUCAAACUCUCGUUUUUCACUCACUAAAGGUGUGUGCUGGACAAUUAUCUCACCUCAAAAAAGAAAAGUACAUAGAGUCGAUUACAUUCAUCACCACGAUGUGUAUUUGACCACAGUGGGAAUCAGACUGAAUUUAAGAGCAUAUAAAGUCUCCUGUGACCAACCUCAUCAGAUCUAAUGUGGUGCUUUCAGCUCUUUUCAUUCUUUCCUGUGGGAUAGUUGCCCUCUCUCUCUCUCUCUCUCUUAUUCUGUGGGGAAAUCUUCCACUUUCACAGAGUUAAUAAAUAAAUUGGAGGUGUAGGCAGAAUUCAUCUAGAGGGGUGCUGCGUUAAACUCUUCAUCCACGGAAGCCUGAAGUCUGUGCUACAGCUGACCUGAAGGCUGUAAAGAAGAACACAAAACAUUAUUUGUCAGUGCUAGGACCAAUUCUGU